Molecule: messenger RNA, 7120 nt
Organism: Echinops telfairi (small Madagascar hedgehog)
Lineage: Eukaryota; Metazoa; Chordata; Mammalia; Afrosoricida; Tenrecidae
Gene: SOX6
Product: SRY-box transcription factor 6
Exons: 16
Coding region: 30-2519 (829 amino acids)
Biological process (GO): regulation of transcription by RNA polymerase II; cell fate commitment; positive regulation of chondrocyte differentiation
Cellular component (GO): nucleus
Molecular function (GO): DNA-binding transcription factor activity, RNA polymerase II-specific; RNA polymerase II cis-regulatory region sequence-specific DNA binding
Source: RefSeq, a predicted model, not a curated record
CGGUACCAUCCUGGAGCCCGCCCAGAAGAAUGUCUUCUAAGCAAGCCACCUCUCCAUUUGCCUGUGCAGCUGAUGGAGAGGAAGCGAUGACCCAGGAUUUGACCUCAAGGGAAAAGGAAGAGGGCAGUGAUCCACAUGUGGCCUCCCAUCUGCCUCUCCACCCCAUAAUGCACAACAAACCUCACUCUGAGGAGCUACCAACACUUGUCACUACCAUUCAACAAGAUGCUGACUGGGACAGCGUUCUGUCGUCUCAUCAACGAAUGGAAUCGGAGAAUAAUAAAUUAUGUUCCCUAUAUUCGUUCCGAAAUACCUCUACCUCACCACAUAAGCCUGACGACGGGAGUCGGGACCGCGAGAUAACGACCAGUGUUACUUUUGGAACCCCCGAACGCCGCAAAGGGAGCCUUGCCGAUGUGGUGGACACCCUGAAACAGAAGAAGCUGGAGGAGAUGACGCGGACGGAGCAGGAGGAUUCCUCCUGCAUGGAAAAACUACUUUCAAAAGAUUGGAAGGAAAAAAUGGAGAGAUUAAAUACCAGUGAACUUCUUGGAGAAAUUAAAGGUACACCUGAGAGCCUGGCAGAAAAAGAGCGGCAGCUCUCCACCAUGAUCACCCAGCUGAUCAGUUUACGGGAGCAGCUCCUGGCAGCGCAUGACGAACAGAAAAAACUGGCAGCCUCACAAAUUGAGAAACAACGGCAGCAAAUGGACCUUGCUCGCCAACAGCAAGAACAGAUUGCAAGACAACAGCAGCAACUUCUGCAACAGCAGCACAAAAUUAAUCUCUUGCAGCAACAGAUCCAGCAGGUUCAGGGUCACAUGCCUCCGCUCAUGAUCCCAAUUUUUCCACAUGACCAGCGGACUCUGGCAGCAGCAGCUGCUGCCCAACAGGGAUUCCUCUUCCCCCCUGGAAUAACAUACAAACCAGGUGAUAACUACCCCGUACAGUUCAUUCCAUCAACAAUGGCAGCUGCUGCUGCUUCUGGACUCAGCCCUUUACAGCUCCAGAAGGGUCAUGUCUCUCACCCACAAAUUAACCCAAGGCUCAAGGGCCUAAGUGACCGUUUUGGCAGGAAUUUGGACACCUUUGAACAUGGUGGUGGCCACUCUUACAACCACAAACAGAUUGAGCAGCUCUAUGCCGCUCAGCUGGCCAGCAUGCAGGUGUCACCUGGAGCAAAGAUGCCGUCGACUCCACAGCCACCAAACCCAGCAGGGGCAGUCUCACCUACUGGGAUAAAAAAUGAAAAGAGAGGGACCAGCCCUGUAACUCAAGUUAAGGAUGAAACAGCAGCACAGCCACUGAAUCUCUCAUCCCGACCCAAGACAGUGGAACCUGUUAAGUCCCCAACGUCGCCCACCCAGAGCCUCUUCCCAGCCAGCAAAACCAGCCCGGUCAGCCUGCCCAACAAAGGCAGCAUCCCCAGCCCCAUUGGAAACAGCUUGGGAAGAGGAUCCUCUUUAGAUAUCCUGUCCAGCCUCAACUCCCCUGCCCUGUUUGGGGAUCAGGAUACGGUGAUGAAAGCCAUUCAGGAGGCCCGGAAGAUGCGAGAACAAAUCCAGCGGGAACAGCAGCAGCAGCAGCCACACGGUGUGGAGGGCAAACUGUCCUCCAUGAAUAAUAUGGGUCUGAACAACUGCAGGAGUGAGAAGGAAAGAACACGCUUUGAGAGUCUGGGGCCCCAGUUAACGGGAAAGCCCAGUGAAGACGGGAAGCUGGGCCCAGGUGUCAUCGACCUUACUCGACCAGAAGACGCAGAGGGAAGUAAAGCAAUGAAUGGCUCUGCAGCUAAACUACAGCAGUAUUAUUGUUGGCCAACAGGAGGUGCCACUGUGGCGGAAGCACGAGUCUACAGGGAUGCCCGCGGCCGUGCCAGCAGUGAGCCACACAUCAAGCGACCAAUGAAUGCAUUCAUGGUUUGGGCGAAGGAUGAGAGGAGGAAAAUCCUUCAGGCCUUUCCCGACAUGCAUAACUCCAACAUUAGCAAAAUAUUAGGGUCUCGCUGGAAAUCCAUGUCCAACCAGGAGAAGCAACCUUAUUAUGAAGAGCAGGCCCGACUAAGCAAGAUUCACUUAGAGAAGUACCCAAACUAUAAAUACAAACCCCGGCCGAAACGCACCUGCAUUGUUGAUGGCAAAAAGCUCCGGAUUGGGGAGUAUAAGCAAUUGAUGAGGUCUCGGAGACAGGAGAUGAGGCAGUUCUUCACUGUGGGGCAACAGCCUCAGAUUCCAAUCACCACAGGAACCGGUGUUGUGUAUCCUGGUGCUAUUACUAUGGCAACGGCCACACCAUCACCUCAGAUGACAUCCGACUGCUCUAGCACCUCGGCCAGCCCAGAGCCCAGCCUGCCAGUCAUCCCGAGCACUUAUGGAAUGAAGACAGACAGCGGAAGCCUGGCUGGAAAUGAAAUGACUAACGGAGAAGAUGCGAUGGAAAUAUAUGACGACUAUGAAGAUGACCCCAAAUCAGACUACAGCAGUGACAACGAAGCCCCGGAGUCCGUCGGUGCCAACUGAGGUGGUGGUUUGCCGAAUUAAAAUACUCGGACAUCUCAUCCUCCCUCCCCCAACAAAAGUUCUUAAAGAGCCCGCAUGCAUUUGUGGCUCCCCAAUGACAUCAGCAGAAUGGUCUUAAUUGUUUCGUAACGUGUGAGACAGAUUAAGUUUUCCCUGAUUUUUCAUGAACUUGAGUUUUGUUUUUGUUUUUUGGGGGGGUCGUUGUUGUUGUUAUUCUUUUUUUUUUUAAUUUAGGUGAAGACAUAUUAAAUAUGAGACACCAGGACUUGAAAACUUAUCUCAACCCAUAGCUGUCUUAAAAGUCUUAUAUUUUGUCUUACUUUUUUUUUUCCUUUUGGAUGUUGAUAAAGGUUUAAGUUACUGUUUUAGAUGGGGUAAAACAUUCUCACUCAGGUAUGCUGUGCCGGCCUACAGGUUGUGAAUGUGUUUUUAUUCUGAAUUAUUUUAGCCAACAACUGAGGAUUUCCGAUAUUGUGAAACAGAACCGGUCCACGGCGUGCGCAGCUGCAUGGAGAGCAUAUUCAAAAGGCUUCGGAAUUCCAUUUUUCCAUAUGUAGAGUUCAACUUUGAAUGUGCCAAACUUUUUCAUAACUUUUGAAUCUUAAACAUUUUGAAAGUCUUAAAGGAGACACUGCAAAGUCUUAGACAAUCUUUGGCAUCUUAAAAUGAAAUCGCGAACCAUACCUUUUAUGUUUAUUUCCCCCAGCAAAUGGUAAAGUACUCAGGAAUCUGGAGACGAGCUGUUGUAAGGAACGAACAAGGUUGCCACAGUGCAUGUACUCAAUCGUGUUUGCCUCAUGACGUGCCAUCCGGUGCGACGUGGUAUGACGUCUGCACCCCAGAGGGGUCCCCACACCAGAGACCGCGCCCCCUCCUUCUCCCUCCCCGUGGCCUUUUCCGCCUGAGGCCGCCUCUCCCUACACCCACUGUCCCUUGGCCUUUAGCCCUGACAUUCAGUCUUAAACACAUUUUUUUCUCUUAAAUAAUUUAUUCAUUCCAGAAUGUCAAGGGUCCACUUACUAUUUAUUUUUUUAAAAAAAAUAUUGUUGGUGGCAUUAAUUUAAUAAUUCUUGUUUUUUCACCCUCCUUCCCAGAACUUUUCCAGCCUUUUUGACCUCCUUCUCCUGCUAGAUACAAAAGAUGUACAUAGUAAUUUUAUGUCCCCAGAGCUUCUGGAAGCAUUUCUGAAACAAGAUACUAUUAAAUACCUAUAUUGUUGUUUUGAAACGUGAGUGUCUAUCUGGCUACAGGGAUGUGUAUUUGGAUAUAGGUGUAUAAGCUUACAUUUCAAUGAUGGGCAUGCCCUUGAGGUGCGCUGUGACCUCUGAUCUUUGGCCAGAAUUUCCCCGAUUCCGUUCAGCAGCAUGUGAUCAGGGCAGCUUGGGUGGGGUUUCCCCAAGUUCAGUUCAGCUGUGAAGGCCAACAGAGGGGACUGCCAGGUGGGGAGCCCAGGGCUUCCAGGCCAUGCAGGAGAUGCUGUGGAGGCUGCUGUUGGGUGAAUGCUUAACUGUGAGCUGCCUUGUCCCAGCUGGCAAGUCUGGGAGUUCUUUGCAAAAGCCCCAGCCUAAAAAGAGCAGCCCCCACCCACCCAGGGCAGCCUUAGCGCAAAGACAGAGGCGAGUGGUGGUGAGAAUGAGAGACAACUUUAAGGAAGGAGGAGGGGGGCGGGGCGGGAUGCAUUCCCAUCGGGGAUGCUCCUACUUGUAAUGCUGGGGAACAUAUCUCCUAGGGCCGCAGAAGAGCCCAUCUGACUGACUCCCUGAGCGUGUGGAUGGGUGGAGGGUAUGGCUACCUGUGAGCAAGACUGUGUCUGCAUCUGGGUCACAGCCCUGUCCCUGGAGCUGUGCUGAUGUGCUGGGAAGCAGCAAGGAUUCAUUCCUCAUCUAACUACAGGGAGCUUGGCUGUGCCAUUCUGACCUUCCUAAAGCCAGGACUGAUUGCCCAUGGGAGGCUCCCUGCCCAGUGGGCCGAUGGGAAACCUUUCGCCUCAUGGGGUACCCUGGAAUCUGAUCACCAGGACAUAGGAAUGGUCCUGUCGGAUUUCUUGAGCCAUUUUGCCACUUGGAAGAAAAUAGUGUACCUACAUAUUUAUUUAAAGAGUGCUCAAGGCCAUCCCUAAUAGCAAUAAAUAGGUCCAGCCCAGCUAUUACGCGAUGCCAUUAGCUGGGAGUGCUCUCUAUAAGCUGAUCAAGGUACUGAUAGAAAUGUUGUGUUCUUAAUAUUGGUUGGGAAUUGGAACCUUGUUUUUGUAUGUUUAUUUUGAAUGAGGAGGAGGUCAUUUUUUUCUAAAAUGAAAAUGAGUAUUUAUUAUUGUUUUACUGGUUCUCGCAUUAUAUACCUCUCCUCCUCGGAGCAUUCUCACCUUCUCUCCUGCUCCUCCGCUCCUGCUCUCUCUGCUUUCCUUUCAGUGUCUAGGCAGAGCGCUGUAUGGCUAGCAGUGUGUUGUAUGUAACUCACUUUGCACAAAGGCAAACAUUGAGAAUAGGAGGUUAAUUCUGCUUGCUUUUACGACCAUGCCAAAAUCAUAUCCGGGGCUGGUGGAGAACAAAGGACGGUUCUUUAGGACUGAAACUUGAUUUUGCUUAUAGUUAAAAAAAAGAAAGAAAAGAAAAAAAACCACACACACUCACAGAUGUUGUUUCGUAAGUGUUAUAAGCACUGGAUGUAAAUGGUAUUUUUAUCACUUCUGACUAAUGUGAAACUGUCGUACGAAAACUGCAUGAACAACAGUCUUCUGUUUGGACUCGUGUGGGCUUGCCUCACAGUUGCCGGACUUGAGUCAUUUUUAUGUCUUGUUAUUUCAUUUAUUUAUGCAAAAUACAUGUGUGUAUGAACACUUUGUUUUAGCUCCAACUCUGCCUCGGUACACUGGGGCUCAGCUACGUUUAGCCAUGCUCUCAAAAUGAAAGGCUAUACAGGAAUGAUCUGAUUGUAAGCGUCUCUCUCAUUGACCGAAUGAUGAGGCUGUAUUUGAAUCUAAAUUCGGUGCAUACAAAGUUUAUUUUAUUUAUUAGCCAACUUUGGCUCUAAUAUCCGUGGAAAUUGAGAAUGACAAUCAUAGGGCUCACUUUGUUUGAUUUUAAUUGGGGCUUAAAACAAAGUUGUUGGUUGGGUUUUUUUAUGACUUUACCAUCUCAUUUUCGAUUUUUUUAAUUGUGUAAAUAUAACAUAGUCAUAGAAUUUUAUUUUUGGUUCUUGGAUGCGUAGUGAGGUAUAAGUUAUUUCCUUUUGUUCUCUAUCCACAUGUGUUGGUCCAGACAAAAAAGCUGAAAAGGCACUGUACCUCACUCAGCAGGGGCAGUGACUCCUCAGCCGCAGUCAGAGAGCAGUGCUGGCCCAGAAGACGGGCAGCAAAAACCUGUCCUCGGGUUCUCAUGGAGUCCAGGACCCACUGUCCACAGAUUGACUUUUCCUUUCUUUUCUCCUCUUAGGAAUUUGAUGAAUGGAAUAUUCUAAAUUGCCAGUACAGCUGGGAGAGAAUCCAUCUGAUUUUCAAAACCAUCUAAAAUAUAUAAAAUAGCUCUCUGACCAUUUAAUAGUGAGAAGCAGGAAUGGCCAUGACAGAGUCAAAACUCCACCUCUGAGGUUGGCUAUUCACGCCCCACCAUGCCAAUGAUGUUAAAGAAUGUAAGCUUUUUUCAAAGAGAAAAAGAAUCUUCAUUUUGUUAAAGAAGCCACAGGAUUCGGAUGUUUUUUCCUUCUCAAAUAGGGACACUGACAAUCUCCCCCUUAAAAAAAAUCUAAAGGGCCGUAUAGAAUAGAAAGGAAGAGAAAGGAAAAGGUAGUCAACCCAUCUGCGGACAUGAGCAGCGGAGCAGGCAAUUCCUCAGUAUCAUUGGCAGGUGUGAUGCAGCAUCUCUUCCAGAAAGGUCCCAGGGCUGUGGUGUUUUCCCCGGCUUCCAGCUCAAGCUUCCAAGUGCCCAUCCGUUUCCUUCUGUGGGUAUUUGACACUAGGACUGAAGUGUUUUGCCAGGCCCCUGACGCCAACUCCUAGGCCAAGUCCUAAAUGCACGGGUUGGGUCACAGUGCAGUGGAGCUUCUCCAUGGCCGGCCUCUCUCUGAAUAUUAGCCCCCUGGGAAUCUGGGGUGUUGGGAAAGGGUGUGGUCACCCUCCACCUGAAAUUCAAGGCUGCUUACUUUUCCUUCUGCAGCCAGGCGGCUUUUUUGGAGCACACCCUGGGGAAGUCCUCCUGCUUCUAGCAGAAAAGCAGCGUGGUCACUAGACCAGCUAGGCCGAGGUUGCUCCGUGUCCAUGUACUCGUUUAAGACAGGAAGGAAGGAUGGCUUCGUAGUUGCCAACCAUGUGUGAAGUCCGGUACCACCGCGUGCUAACAGUCGCAAAGACAUGCCGCUAGAGGAAUGUAUUGAACUCGUUACUGGAUCUUCCUUUUUAGUGAGAACAACGACAAGACUGGUUGCUGUAGCCCUGCCUGGUUUUGUACCUGUGUGUCUACAGAUUGAGUUGGCACUGCCCGGUCCCUUCUCGGAGUAUAGCAUAUUGUAUGACCUCAUUUGUCCCUUUGCAAAAGCACCGGCAUCAUUUCCUUAAGCCACCUGCCCCUGACAUGUUUUCUUCCUUAAUAAACAACUUUGAUCUGUGA